AUGGAGAACUUCAUCCUGUAUGAGGAGCUGGGGGCAGGCCAUAACUCCACUGUUUAUAAAGGAAGAAGGAAGGGCAAUCUCAGCUAUGUACGACUCAGCCAAGAUCUGGAUCAUCUAAAUAUAGUACGCUUCCACGAAUGGUACGAGACAGGUAAACACCUGUGGCUGGUAGUGGAGCUCUGCACAGGUGGCUCUCUGGAGUCUGUAAUUGCUCAUGAUGGGUGCUUGCCAGAAGAUGUGGUGAGAAGGUUUGGAUGGGACUUGGUCAAAGGACUGAAACACAUCCAUGAAUCAGGAAUCAUUGUGUCUGACCUAACCCCUGCUAAGAUCCUCCUUGACGGUAGUGGCAUUCUGAAGUUUGGUAAUUUCAGUUUGUCCAAGACUGUGGGAGAGACCCUGGACGAUAUCAUUGUCCUGAUUUCUACAUCCAAAGAGUCAGGGGAAGGAGACAAUGUUGACAACAUUAGGAAAAGAUUCCAAGGUUGUCCGACUUACAGAGCUCCGGAGGUCUUGCAAGGUUCAGAAACCAGUGUGAGCUCUGAUCUGUGGGCUCUUGGCUGUAUACUCUACUACAUGUACACUGGUAUACCUCCUUCCUACUUGGAUAAACAAGCUGAACUGACCGAGAUGAUUUUGCACCAGGACUCACCACCUCUCAGUCAUACCAGUCCUCUUAGUCCGGACUUCCAGAGUCUUCUGAAAGGAUUACUCAACAAAAACGUGGAUAAGAGGAUUGACUGGCCAGAACUGUUGGAUCACCCUUUCUGGAAACAACUUAUAAAGAAAGAAGACAAUGCCGAAGAUGAUGAUGAAAAGAGUAAAACGACAGAAAAAUAUGGCUGUGAGGGAGCUGGCAUGGUUAACUUGGGACCCACAAGAAUGCAUGGUGUUUUCCCUCCCGGACACACAGUCAACUUAUCCCGUAGUUACUCAGCCAUCACGCAGCCGGGCUAUAGUAUGUCAAAGAAACUUAUCUCUUCAUAUGCAACAAGUGCAUUACCUGGCAGACCUUCCAACAACGACACUGUAAGGCAACAAUCAGUCAAAGACAUAAUCUAUGAAACCAUGAAGAACAGCCAUGGCUCAGAUACGGAGAUCAGAAAAGAAAGAAGAGGAGAGGAUGCAAAGACUGUACAUGACCCAGAGCAUGCUGGGGUAGAGCAAAUGUGCUGCACAGUGCAGCCAAAUAAAUCACUUUUGACAGAUAAUCUCAUGGAACUGAAGCCAAAGAACGGUGUGGAUGAGGACAAUACUGAAGCCAUCUUCUUGCUCAGCCCCUGUACCAGCUCAAGAAGGAGUUCCAAUACCGCAGUCUCUCCAAACCAGCACAAUGCACUUGAGGCUGGCACUGACAUUGACAUUAAAAACUGUGUAAAGCGUCUGCUCCACACUGAUGCUGAUCUGACUGUCACUCCCAUCAUUGACAACCCCAAGAUUUUGAAGAGUACCCCAGUGCGAUUUGAUCCCAAAACCCUUUGUGUGCCAGCAUAUUCAGUUGAGAAGUUGCAGUCUCUGAGUGAUGAGGAAUGGGCUGUUUUCCUGUUACAAGUCUGUUCACCCCUUGAAGAACAGACCUCGUCCACUUCGGUCCCUAGAUCCAAUUUUGUUCCUCCAUCCACAACCAUCCGAUCUAAACUCAAUCUCUUGUGCUAUCUGUGCUGUGUAGUUGGACAUACCAUCAUUGCUGACAAGAUGAUUAACUCAACGCUGCUUCUAGUAUUGACCAAACAGUUGCGACAAGCUCCAAAUUGGGAUGUGCGGAGCAAGGUUCUCAGAGUGAUGGGUCUCCUGGCUCUGCACUGCAGUCAUCUUGAAGAGGACUCUUCUGUUUCUGAGGCUGUGUCCACUCUAGCAGACCUGCUGAGAGAAAAUCUCAGGAAUAACAAACUGAAGCAGCUCCUGAUUCCACCACUUGGGGAAUUCCUCUACCUCAUCUGUUCUCAGGAGGAGAAGAGAGGAUCCCCAGAGGGACUAUGGUUUGUUCCCGCUGCCGCCUACACUGGCUUAAUGAGGAGCCUGCGGGAAGGGGAUGAUGCUGUAGUUCACCACAUGGCUGCAAAAACAGUAGAGAACAUCUCCACAGCUGUGUCCACCUCUUCUCAUCAUCUAGUUACGCCAGAGACGGGGUCUGCAAUGUGGUACCUGUUCACUCAUUCUACUGUGGAGGCUGUCAGAGUCACUGCCAUCUCUUCUCUGUCGAAGUUAACCCGGUUGGAUCCAGCAGUCUUCCUGUCUGUGAUCGACACUUGUGGCCAUGAAGCCAUUUUGGAGGGCAUAGGUGGGGCAGGGGCCCGGGUGCAGCAGCACCUGCUCACUGCUUUGGCCACUGGCUUACUGGCCUCACACAUUCAAACACACCGCAUUGCACAGAGUCAGGAUUUGUUGUUGAAGGUGCUGCGCUGUCUAGAAAGCCCGUCCACAGUGACAAGAGCCAAGGCAAUACUUCUGCUGCUCCUACUAUUACAGGACAGCACACACACACUGCUGUACUGUUGUCAGCACAGACUUGUAAUGUACCUAGAACGAGAACUCCGCAAAGCUGCUCCUCUCAGAGAAAAUCCCAGCCAAUCAGGAUACCUGUCUCAGUGUCUGGAGUUACUGAUUGUCCAUCUCUGUGGCACAGCACCAGCAAUAAUGGAGGAUGUUUUAUCUGCCCUGAAAGGUGUUAUUGGGAGGAAACACCCAACCAAAGCUCAGAGUAGGCAGCUUAAACAGACGUUGCCAACCAUAACUGUAAUGCAAGAGAUUCUCUCAUCUCAGGUCUUUAGAUCUCGAAUCGUAACCAAACAGUUCUUGGUCCAAAUUGGAUUGCUGCUGAAAUAUGUUGCCUCAGUAACAUUGAAUGAGCCUAAUUUGGCCAGUGCUGUAGGUGCUGCAGUAUGUGAAGAGCUGAUUAGAACAACCCUUUCCAUUGUGGAAAUUCUGAGUCAGCACCAUACCCUCAUCACUCCAUUUCACUGCACUGUUGUGGAUGAUGUCCUGCUUCCUCUGACCACGCUGGCUUUCAGCACAAAUGUGGAGUGGUCUGUUUUUGCUUUGAAGCUUCUGGCUGAACUCAGUCUGGUCUUGUUGGUCCAAGAGGAUGAUCAUACUGAAGACAAUGAGGAAGGGACACGGGAAAAGAAAGAGAUAGGAGAGACAGAUCAGGCAACAGAAGGAGGAGAAGAUGGAGGAUCAUGUAGUCAAACCUUAUUUCUCUUCACUAAAUCUCUGCUUUCAAGGUACGAUUCUCUUCUUUGCGCAGCUGAGCCCAUCCCACUCUACGCACUCAAACUGCUGGUGUCGUUGACUGAACACAGCACUCAGAUCUGCAGGUUGAUCAACCAUAGCACAGUCCUUCCAGUGGUCUUACGUCUCAUUAUGGCCAGCAGUGUCACCAGUGGAUUGGUCCAGAAUGCAGUGGUGCUGCUGUGUAAUAUUAGUGGAAACACUGUCUUUGAUCAACAACCACCACAUCAGGAAGGUCUCAUUGAAGUGGUGGUGAGUACUUUCACUCAGACUGCACGAGUCUACCUGGAUGCUGGGAGGAAGGUCAGUCAUAUGAUACAGGCCCUUUUGGAACUUCUCCACAACGUCCUAAAGCAAACAUCAGUCGUUAUCCGAGCUGCACUGCAGAGCCAGAGGCUAUCUUGUCCGGCAGCAGAGACGGAGGCAGCAGAAAAACUGCUCGCAGCCAACCGACCCCUGAGCCAGCUCAGCAUAUACCUUAUUCAAAUGCUGUCGACUGAAAACCAAGAACUCUGGGAGGAAUCUUCUCAGUGUCUAUCUUUACUGGUCCAGAUUUAUGGUGGAGAGGGUCAUGACUGCUUGUCACCAACCUGCUUACAAAGCUUCUCUCACAUACUACAAGCUCACAUGGACGCCAACACACCCCAAGUACAACGCACAACGCUUAAGAUCAUUAAACGACUGGUACAGACUACAGACGGAUCUGAUUGGUUAGAAUGUCGUGAAGGGGAGGAGCUAAUGACUACAUUGAAGGACAUGACUUCAUCUAACAGGUGUCACGCUGAGGUGAUUCCUCUGGCUGCAGAACUCAUUCAAGAGAUCUUCAAACCCUAAAAGCUUUCAAAUCUCAUCUACAAUCGGUCAACAACUGGAAUUUAUUCCAACUGGAACUCGGGAUACUUUAUACUUAUCCGUCAUUUAAAACAGUCUAAUGCUGCAGAUCUUUGUGCCUUUUAAAUUGUGUUUUGUUGAAAAUGUGUUUAGAAACAAGCUGUUAAACUUUGAUCGGUUUAGUGUUCAUUGUUAGACACCCCGUGGAUACCAAUAGUUA
Molecule: messenger RNA, 4279 nt
Organism: Cololabis saira (Pacific saury)
Lineage: Eukaryota; Metazoa; Chordata; Actinopteri; Beloniformes; Belonidae
Gene: ulk4
Product: unc-51 like kinase 4
Exons: 36
Coding region: 1-4062 (1353 amino acids)
Biological process (GO): protein phosphorylation
Molecular function (GO): ATP binding; protein kinase activity
Source: RefSeq, a predicted model, not a curated record